AUGAGCUCACUGCGAUGGAUAGUGACCGUCUGCUUUAUACUGUCCUCAGACACUUGCAGGACAUUUGGUAGUGGUGUUGUCGAGCCAUUUAAAGAUUCAGCUUUUUAUGUGCGGUCCAAUUGCCCGUUUACUCUCACCCACUUCAUCCACAACCGAGUUGAAUGUGACAUCACCAUACGUCGAGGGAACAGCGGGCUGCUGGUCCAAGUGGAGAUCAUCAUAAACAAAGUCAGGACUGUUCUGCAGAAUGGACGUAUACUGGUAGAGGACAAAAGUGUUUCCUUUCCAUAUGAUCACACCUACCAGCAUAUUUUUCAGUACGGCAUCUACACUAAACUGAGGAGCACGUUGCUGCCUCUCUCAGUCACCUGGCACAGUGUAGCUGGAGGAAUAGACACUCUCAAGGUUGAGCUGGAGCAGGAGCUGAGCACUGACAUGACUGGACUGUGUGGAAAAUGCAACGUAACAGGCAAUGAGCAGCAGCUGAUCAGAGAGAGCGCGCUUACAGAUGACACGUGCCAAACAAGGGAUCCUGUCUCUGUUCCUAAUCCAGUAUGUGAACAAUUCUUCUCCUACACUUUGGGCUGUCUGCAAUCAAGUCGGCUUCAUUACUUCCAGCUGUGUCACAAAAACAUUUACGGAUAUGAAAACAGUGAACACAUCGGCUGUGCUUUCUUUAAAGAGAUUGUUCUGCACUGUGGAAAAAGCAGUAAUGUGUGGGAGAAAUGGAGAUCUGUGACCCAGUGUGCUCGACCAACUUGUCCGGGAGCACUGCUUUAUGAAGAAGAGGGUGCUGCAUUUGUUCCUACCUGCUCCAACCCAAACCCCCAUUUUUCCAGCCAGGAUAUCACCAGUUCCUGCGUCUGCCCAGAGGGCAAAGUGCUUAAUGAUCACUUGGAUGGCUUCCACUGUGUGAAUGUGUCAAACUGCACCUGUGUGUUCGCUGGCAGGACCUAUUUAACUGGACAGAAACGUAGCACCAAGUGUCAGUCAUGUUUGUGUGAAGGUGGGAAGUGGCGUUGCUCUGAAAACUGCCCAAUUAAAUGUCAGAUUGAAGGUCAGUUUGUGUCAACAUUUGAUGGCAAACAGUACACUGUCCCUGGUAAAUGUACAUACCUAGCAUUACAGGGCUUCAACUGGACAGUAAUAAUUACAUUUUCUAAAAAGGAUCCAUCAAUACAAGCUGUUUUCCUCCAGCAUUUGCAGGAAACAUAUACAUUCACAAACAACAAGGCUAAAGUUGGAGACCAAGAGAUUAGUGAAUUGUAUCAGGCUGAUGGGGCCCAGGUUUUCUGGCAGUCCUCUAUGUACAUUCAAGUCUUGACAUCCUCUGAUAUUAAGCUCCAACUCCAGAUGUCACCUGAAAUCCAACUUUACAUCUCUGCUCCUAGGAAACACAAGGGCAUCAUUUCAGGUCUUUGUGGCAACGGCAACAGUGACAGCACAGACGACUUCACCAGCAGCAGCGGCAUCAUCGAGCUCACAGCUGAACCUUUUGCUCUGUCCUGGAGUCUGGGCGCUUGCACUGUGAACAUACCCAGUACAUGCAUCAACACUCACAAUGAAAUAUUUGCUGAUGAAAAGUGCUCUGUGCUGAUCAACGCGACUGCCAUAUUUGCUAAGUGCCAUGUCCAUUUGCCACCGGAUCAAUACUACGCAGCCUGUAUUCAAAGAACCUGUAAUUGUGGCAACGAUGUGCAGAGGUGCUUGUGCAUUGCAUUAGACAGCUACGCCAAAGCUUGUGCGAGUCUUGGGGUUUUGAUCGGUGACUGGAGGAAAGCUGCCAACUGCACUCCGACAUGUCCAAAGAACCAAGAGUUCUUCUACAACAUCCGAGCUUGUAACAGUACAUGCCGCUCCAUUACUGAGUCUGACCCUCGAUGUGGAGUGGAUGAUGCUUCUGUGGAGGGCUGUGGCUGCCCAGAAGGAACAUACCAAAACCAAGGAAACACCUGCACUCCAAAGGCAGACUGUGAAUGCCACCAUCGUGGUGGUGUAAGUCCACCAGGGCCGGUUGUUAUCGAUGGACAUCAUUGCCUGUGUGAAAAUGGAGAACUGACCUGUUCCACGGAUUGUGGAUGCAGGAAUGGGAAGGUUUGCGUGCACUGCUCAGAGCACCCGAUUCAGACGGCUCAGAAAACAUGUGCGAGUCUCAGCAAACCACUGUUUGCCAUCAUAGCUUGUGAGAGUGGCUGUUACUGCCCACAUGAUCAAUAUGAAGAUCACCAUGGAAACUGUGUAUCACGGGACGACUGCACCUGUGUGUACAGUGGGAAAGUCUUCAGGGCAGGAGAGACUGUUAAAACCAACUGUAAAAAAUGUGUCUGUGGUCAGGGUCAGUGGGACUGCAAAGACGAGCCGUGUCCUGGGACAUGUCAAGUCUAUGGAAAUGGACAUUAUCAGACUUUUGACGCUAAAUGGUAUCGAUUUAGUGGACACUGUCAGUAUACACUUGUAGAGGAUUACUGUGGAAAUACAAAGGGCACGUUUUCUGUCAGAGUGGAGCGCGUACCCUGCUGUGAAAAGGUGCUCACCUGCUCUCGCUCCAUUGUCCUGGUCCUGCAGGGCAAAGUCACCGUGACUUUGAGUGACAUGAAGGUGACCAAAAACCUACAACAAGACUCUACAAUGCAGGAAAAUUCACUUUACAGUAUCGACACUGUGGGACUCUACGUCAUAGUGUCAGUGCCGAGCAGCGGGAUCACUCUCAUCUGGGACAAACACACACGGCUCACCAUAAAGCUGCAUGAAAACUGGAGGAGCAAAGUUUGCGGCCUGUGUGGGAAUUUUGACUCCAAUGAGAUGAACGACCUGCAGAUAAGUGGCUCAGCAGUGGGAUCCAGUCCGAUGGCCUUUGGAAACAGCUGGAAGGCAGCCACUCCUCCUUGUUCUGAUGUAACUGCUGAUAUAUUUCCAUGUGAUCGCAACUCCUACUGCUCAGCCUGGGCCCAGCGGCGCUGUAUGAUUAUUAAAGGAGACACUUUCAAAGACUGCCACAUAAAAGUGAACCCAGAUCCUUACUAUCAGGCUUGCUUGCUUGAGUCCUGCUCCUGUGAGUUUGAAGGGAAGUUCCUGGGCUACUGCACAGCUGUGGCAGCUUAUGCAGAGGCCUGCAGUGGCCAGGAUGUCUGUGUAAAGUGGAGAACACCUGACCUGUGUCCAAUUUACUGCGACUACUAUAACAAGCCGGGACAGAAUGUGUGGCAUUAUGAAGUCUGUGGUAAAAUGAGAAGUUGCGGCAAAAGAAAUGACAUCGCUUACAAGCUUGAAGGCUGUUAUCCUAGAUGUCCAAAUGAAGCGCCAUACUAUGAUCAUAAUACUGGUGAAUGCACUACAGUGAGCAACUGCUCUUGUUAUUUCAAUGCCACCGUUGUUCACCCAGGACAGUUGGUCAUGCUGAACUCUUCUGCAUGCCGCUGCGAAAAUGGAGCGAUUAAUUGUCACAGACCACCUCCCUCUACAAAUACACCUGCCAACACAUCUACAAAUGUGAAAACAACGGCUUUAAUCACCAGUGAAACAUCCGUGCAUUUAAAGACAACCACACCAGUGAUACCCACUAACAAUUUUCCAGUUACCACUGAAACAUGGUCCACCAUCACCUUCACACUCACUGCUACAACAGGUGCAGCGACCUCUCUAACUCCUCUAUCUCCAGCAACUGGAACAGAGAAAGUGACAACUAACACUACUUCAGCUACUAAAACCCGCUCAACUUUGCCAACUACCACCCCUACAAGCUUGACGACCACUGAAAACGUAUCAACAAUGUCUUCCACGACCACUGUGCCAAUGAUCACCUCAGCUGCAACUUCAACGUCAGAACUUCCAAAAGAAACCAACACAACAGCCACUACAAGCUCCCGAAUCACAUCAUCUACAACUAGAAUGAGCUCCACGUCUUCAGUGGCAGCAGCUACCACAGACUCCAGGAGUUCAAAAGGACCAACCACUGUUGGCGCAGGAUCAACACAAACAAAAAGCUCCACAUCGCAGGUGUGUGAAUGUGUAGACUUCAAGAAGAAUAAACGCUGGGCUUGCAGUGAGACAUGGACAGAGGACUGCUACCAUAAGACUUGUGUCAGUGGGAAGAUUGUAUUGACCCCAGUAACUUGUCCAGAGCCCAAAAUUCCCACCUGUCCCAGAGACCAGAUCACAAAGGUCUCUGAAGGAUGCUGUGAAACAUGGAAGUGUGACUGCCAAUGUGAGCUGUAUGGGGAUCCCCACUACAUCUCUUUCCAAGGAGUAGACUUUGAUUUCCUGAAUCAAGGCACCUAUAUAUUGAUGGAGGAGCAGUCACCACGCCAUAAUCUGACCAUUGUUGUGGACAACUUCCAUUGCGUGCCGGGUUUCUAUGGCUCCUGUGUUAAAGGCAUCAUCCUGAAAUAUCAGAACAAUGUGGCUACACUGACUAUCGUUCCACAUUUGUUUUCAGUACAAGCCACGCUAAACAACGUGAUCAUACAGCCACCGUAUGAAGAGCAUGGUUUCAGGUUCGAAACCACAUGGUACAAGAUGGUUAUUCACCUCCCAGAGAUCCGCUCUUUUGUCUCCCUCACUCCAUUUUACACCCUGGUGGUCAGUCUGGCCAUGGAACACUUCCUCCAAAACACCCAGGGGCAAUGUGGUGUGUGUGGUGGAGCAUCGUGUAUUCGUAAAGGAGGGCAGAUAGAGGAGGACAGCUGCUGUGAUAAGACGAGCUAUGACUGGGUGUAUCCGGAUCCUCUGAAGCCAGCAGAUGUUUUUGCACCAAGGGAUGUCCCCUGUCAUUCUAAGCAGACUUUCGUACCCACUAACAGACCACCCACCUGCUUUCCGAGCCCACUAUGUGAGCUCCUACAUGAUGCAGUCUUUGAAACUUGCAGCAAGUACGUAAAUCUAACCUUUAAAAAGAAGAACUGUGAGUUUGAUUCAUGCGGAAACCCAAAUGCUUCUUGCUCUGCUCUCGAACAAACUGCUGAGGAGUGUAAACACGCUGGUUUCUGCGUUGACUGGAGAAGACUAACUAAUGGAAGCUGUGCUGUGCCAUGUCCAGGCGGACUGGUUUACAGAGAAUGUCAUAACAAGCAUGAUGACUUCUGCUAUGGAGGAGUGCCUCAUCCAGGGACUUCCCUUGAAAUGAACACUGGGGGUUGUUUCUGUCCCAGAAACCUGUUUAGAGCUGGAACUCAUUCACACAUAUGUGUGGCUGACUGUGCCUACUGCAAAGGACCAAGAGGAGAGCCUAAACUACCCGGUGAGGUGUGGGUGUCCAACUGCAACCUGUGUACAUGUAAUAACCAGACUCGGACUGAGGAGUGUUUUCCAAAACCUCCUAAGCCAGUUCCUCUGUGCGGCCCCGGCGAAGUUUUGGUAACCACCUCGUGCUGUGGUGAUCAGAUGUGUGGUAAGAAUGAGCAUUUCAUCAUUUUUCACCAUCAUGUUUAA
Messenger RNA from Neolamprologus brichardi, 5427 nucleotides. The record is from RefSeq and is a predicted model, not a curated record. NCBI's taxonomy places the organism in Eukaryota, Metazoa, Chordata, Actinopteri, Cichliformes, Cichlidae.